AUGGAGACGAGUGCACUGGGCCACUCACCUGCCGCAGUGCUGCGGCCGAAGGCAGCACGCGCCUCCGAGGGCCCCAGCUUCGGGGGGCGCUCUGCUGUGCAGCCGGGUUGCAGACACAGAGACACGGUUUUCUCCGGGCGUCUCUCGCGUCAGCACCCCUGCACUGCCCAGACGAGCUUGGGAGCGACGAAAGCUGGCGGCCGACCGGCGGGUACACCUGGGCGACGGAGCCGAUGGGGCAUGACAGACCAGCGACGCGAGGUGUGGAACAAGCGGUUCGCGGCACGAAUCCGAUACUAUCUGCAGGACUACUUUGCGCGAAGAGGCGCCGAGGUUUUCGCGCGAGGCCGAGGGUCCUUCAUGGCACCCCGCUCGUACAACCGUCUUCGGCGAGGAGCGCGAGAGCCUGAAGACUCCGUCGACUCCGAGUACGACGUCUUGUUUGCGCAACGCGAAGCGCAGGCGCUCGACCGGGAAUGGAGAGACGCGCAGGGUGACGAGGAGAUGUUUUCCGCUUUUCCGCAGCAGGACGGGCAGACCGUCACCUCGAACUCCCUGCAGCCUGCAGUAGAUGGGCGCGUCCCGGAAGCCUCCUCAGGGCAUGGAGGCCGCGGCAGCGACACGAGGGGCGCUUGUGAAUCGCCGAAAAGUUUCGUCGACGCGGCUUUUCAGAGACCACUAGGCGGUAGUGGGCGCCUCGCGGCCGUGCACGCCCCCCCGACACACGCGACCGACGCCGCGCCUACCACUAUCGCCUCGCAGGGAGAAGGGCACGGACUGGGCGCUGAAGGAGAGGAAUGGAUUGCAGACGAGAGCACCGGCUACGACUUUGCGCGCGUUGACAGCGUGGAUGGAUACCUGAAGUGCUGCGUCGAUGUCGGCGACGUGCUGCUCAAUCAAAAUGCCUCCGUCGCCAAAGUGUACGUUUCCGUCGACGGCGACGACCACGUCCAGAGGCUUGUGAGUGCCACCAGAAAUCUGCGUUUUCCACCGUUCGUGGCACCAACCGAUUUCCUCGAGAACGUCGAGCAGCUGCAGAUGGCGCUCGUGGAUUGUCCUGUGUCUGCUUCGUUCGCGCCGCGCCUCGAGACCUGGUUGGCGGGAAUGAAACUGCCUUUAUCGCAAAGCGCCUGA
Messenger RNA from Besnoitia besnoiti, 1134 nucleotides. RefSeq lists its product as uncharacterized. The transcript is spliced from 2 exons. The record is from RefSeq and is a predicted model, not a curated record. The coding region runs from base 1 to 1134 and encodes 377 amino acids. Lineage: Eukaryota; Apicomplexa; Conoidasida; Eucoccidiorida; Sarcocystidae.